Messenger RNA from Cylicostephanus goldi, 714 nucleotides. The record is from the annotation of a GenBank genome assembly. Lineage: Eukaryota; Metazoa; Nematoda; Chromadorea; Rhabditida; Strongylidae.
AUUCCUGAAGCUACUGACAUGGAUAUUGAUAUGGACGGUAUUGUAGAGAGCUUCAAUCGGAAAAGUAUCGGUCCGACAAACACGGGUGGUACUGUGACUGUGGAUGACAUUCUGGCGAAGCUGAAGUCUUAUGUUGUUGAUCGCGAGGAAAGAUUGAAUGCAAGGAGGUAUGAAGUUACGAAGAUUGAACAAACCAUCGAAGAGAAUAAGGAAACAAUGAAAAAGAUUGAAAGCGAUAUGCCCGCCUUGGCGAACAAAUAUACCAUGUACCAGGAACUACGUCUCUACUCGAGGAGCCUCUUAGAGUGCUUGAACGAGAAGGUGGCUGAAAUCAACGAACUUGGCGAUAAGCGACAAAAUCUAGCAAAGGCCAAAAUGGAACGAUUAGCUAGACGUCGUAGACGUGAUAUACGUGAUGCUUACAAUGACUGCGUUUCUGCUGCAGCGGGCAAGAAUCCUUCGCUGUUGAGAACGCCGGAUGUAAUGAUACGCGUAGCUGAAAGGGAUGCGAGAAGAGCGAGACGACGUAGAGAACGAGAGGGCACUCUUACUGGUAUUUCGCACGAAGAAGGACUUAGCAGCGAUGAUGACGAACCAACUAGCCAGCAACUUGCUGACCAGGAAGCAGCAACUGAGAUUGAUACGGCACUUCGCAUGGUAUUUGUCGACGCCUUGGACGAUUAUGCUCGAUUGAGGAAAGUGCUAGACAGGUGA